AUGUCUAUGGAAAACCAAGUAACAGAUAUGACUAUAAAACAAGAUGAAUUAAAUUCCUCUGCAGACUACCAUGUAAUAGAAUGUGAUCCUUUAGAUUAUUCAAUAUUAGACAAGCAAGAUGAAUAUAAUUCUACUGCAGAUGAUACAAAUAACAGUGUAAAUAUUAAAUCAGAAAUAUCUUCAGAAGAUGACGACUCAUCUUUUGAUAUGUCUAUAGAAUCUGACAUAGAUUAUGAACUUAUAGAACGAAACAAAAUAAAAAGACACAAAUGUCCUACCUGUAACAAAAAAUUUGUUCGUUCUUGUCAUUUACGCCAACAUGUACUUAUCCAUGGAGAUGACCGCACAUACAAAUGCGAAUUUUGUGAUAAAACCUACAAACAAGCCAGCCAGUUGUGGCUGCAUCAUAAAACUCAUUCCGGACAAAAGCCACAUGUAUGCAGUGUCUGCAAAAAAGCUUUUAUGAGCUCCAGUAAUCUAACACGGCAUUUACGCUGCCACACAGGAGACCGACCUUAUACCUGCACACAAUGCAAUAAAGCCUUUGCAUAUUCAACCACUUUGUUACAACACACAAGACUACACAUGGGAAUAAGAGCCCACAAAUGCAAAGUCUGCGAUAGAAAUUCACUCAAUCAGGCCACUUGUCAAAGCAUAUGGCUGUCCAUACAGGAGAAAACCCCAUAA
Molecule: messenger RNA, 687 nt
Organism: Ctenocephalides felis (cat flea)
Lineage: Eukaryota; Metazoa; Arthropoda; Insecta; Siphonaptera; Pulicidae
Product: zinc finger protein 251-like
Exons: 1
Coding region: 1-687 (228 amino acids)
Cellular component (GO): nucleus
Source: RefSeq, a predicted model, not a curated record